CACAGUAUUUGCGAGGUAAAGCCGGGACUGCCGGUCUUCCGCGCCUUGCUACGGCACUUUAGUGCGUGACGUGCGUGAGCAUGCACCUUGAUGUGCGACGUGCAGCUCAAAGCUCCAUCCAUCCGGCGGCCAAAAAUCGAAAUUGUGACGUCGCGAAAUUCGCUCCACAAGGCACGUUUUUCCAGAGCACUCACAGAUGCUUGAUGUAUAUAUCUCACAGUAGCCCGUCAAUGUAGGAUGCGCUAGCAUAAGCAAUUCGCAGAUCACCUGCGUCUUUGACUCCCACAGAUUGGUCAACAUGCUGAACCCAAUUGCCGCCUGUCUUGUCUUGUUGCUCUCUGCUACUUCGGUUACAGCACACAAUUAUGGGAACGUGAGCUCCAGCAUUGUACCGACGGUGACAGUUAAGAAUGGGUCAUACUAUGGACGCUACGAUCCCUCUUACGGGACUGAGAAUUUCUUGGGAAUGCCAUUUGCUCAGCCACCAGUGGGCAACUUUCGCUUCCGAGUGCCACAGUCGUUGAACACAUCCUGGAGUGGGGUGCGCAAUGCCACAGAAUUUGGAUAUGAAUGCAUCGGCUAUGGAGGUGAUACCGUAGCUGCGGGCAACAGAGUCUCGGAAGAUUGCUUGACGAUUAAUGUAAUCAAGACUCAUGGCAGCGGCAAUGACUUACCGGUUGUGGUCUGGAUUCAUGGUGGUGGACUCGUGAUGGGAGGUGCAGCUGAUCCACGCUACAAUCAAUCGUUCAUGGUUCAACAGGCUGCACUCGCAGGGACGCCUAUCCUAGCGGUCUCGAUCAAUUACCGACUCAGCGCAUGGGGCUUCAUCUAUGGCAAGGAGUUUCAGGAGAGUGGCAACACCAACCUGGGCUUUCGCGACCAGCGUUUGGCACUUCACUGGAUACAAGAGAACAUUGCGGCGUUUGGUGGGGACCCAAACAAGGUGACCAUUAUGGGCGAGAGCGCUGGGGGUUGGUCCGUUGGUGUCCAGCUUCUAGCAUACAACGGCCGAGACGACAAACUCUUCGCUAGAGCGAUCUCAGAAUCAGGUAGCAUCGGAUUUGUGGCGCCUUAUGGAACGUUUGAAUCUUGGGCACCAAUCAUUGCGAACAUCUCGGCCGGUGUGGGAUGCCAAAAUUCGACACAUCUCCUAGAUUGUCUUCGCGCGGUGCCGGUUCAACAACUGAACGCCGUGAUCAACAGCACGGCUACCGUAGGCGCGGUGUAUUUUGCUAACAUUGAUGGCGAUUUGGUGACCAAAGCGGCGGCAACCCAAUUGCAAGAAGGCAACUUUGUCCGCGUUCCUUUUCUUCUGGGGACGAACACCGACGAAGGGACUUCAUUUGGACCUAAAGGUGUCAAUACCUCGGAACAGUUUCUUGCCUAUGCGAGGAGUGGAACCAGAGCACUUCUGCUGGACAAUACAACCGCCAAUGACAUCGCCAUCCUGUACCCAGAUAUACCUGCCAUCGGAAUUCCAGCUACGAUCAAAGGUCGUGCCAGCUCGAGCUUAGGAUUGCAAUUCAAGCGCACUGCCGCGGUUGCUGGCGAUCUUAUCAUGCAAGCACCCCGGCGCCUGAUGUCGGAGGCUUGGGCGCGCUUCAACACUACCGCAUAUACCUAUCGAUUCAAUGUUGUGGUCAAUGGUGUCCCGUAUACCUCUGGGAGUCCACAUUUCCAGGAGGUUGCUUUUGUCUUCUACAAUACAAUGGGACUCGGCUAUCCCGCGACCGGCGUCCCAAACCCGUUGGGAGGUCCACAUGCCGAAACCUAUCGAAGAAUCUCGCGACUGAUGCUUCGAAUGUGGAUUUCUUUUGUUGUCUUUGCGGAUCCGAAUUACGGGCUCGACAAUGUUGUGGAGCCGUGGCCCCAGUACACACUCGAUGCUCCACAGAAUUACGUGUUUGAGCAGAAUAUGACCUCUCACGCGGAGGACGACGUUUGGCGAGCGGCAGCCAUUUACUACGUCAAUCGGCUCGCGGUUGCUCGCAGGGGCAGGAACUGCACCGGCAUCGCUGCUUGUGGGUCUUGAGUGCCCGGACUCUUGCUCACGAGCUCUUUGGUAUCGUCAUGCUUCCAAUGUAAUCAGGCAGAUGAUCAAUCGUUUUUUUCCGCAGCGCCUUCCCCUUUUGAGGCAACACAUGUCGAUACUGUUGUGAGUCCAUGCUUGCCUAUCGUCAUUUCUGGUUUGAUCCUUCCCUCACCCGACCAACAGCGGCAUUCCUUAGACAGCUGGGGACUCUCGCCUGCGGGAGGAGCGGAUGUUCCAGAUGCGUGCCUUCUCCAUUGCCUUUUGACAGUCUUCACCAAAAUGUAACAAACCUUGCGAUUCAAAGUUACCUAGCUGUAAAGAUCUCAUUUCCGCAGAGCUUCGGGGCGUGAGAUCUCCAGCGAUACCACUCGUUGUCUCCUGGACUUCCACGUGACAAAUUCGAUAUCAUCACAGGCGAGGAUCAGCUUUCAGAGAU
This is a messenger RNA of Dissoconium aciculare CBS 342.82, 2468 nucleotides long. RefSeq names its product lipase 2. Bases 299 to 2032 code for a protein of 577 amino acids. The transcript is spliced from 8 exons. Gene Ontology annotation, molecular function: carboxylic ester hydrolase activity. The record is from RefSeq and is a predicted model, not a curated record. NCBI's taxonomy places the organism in Eukaryota, Fungi, Ascomycota, Dothideomycetes, Mycosphaerellales, Dissoconiaceae.